Messenger RNA from Erigeron canadensis, 1043 nucleotides. Its product is annotated as secoisolariciresinol dehydrogenase-like. The record is from RefSeq and is a predicted model, not a curated record. Gene Ontology annotation, molecular function: oxidoreductase activity, acting on the CH-OH group of donors, NAD or NADP as acceptor. Bases 75 to 920 code for a protein of 281 amino acids. The transcript is spliced from 2 exons. Lineage: Eukaryota; Viridiplantae; Streptophyta; Magnoliopsida; Asterales; Asteraceae.
UUCUUCAUCAUCAUUUAUACAUAUAUUUUGUAUUUGUAUAUCAAUCAUAUAUCUGGCCUAUUCAUUUCCAAAACAUGAUGAAUGUUGAUUUUUCCAAAAGAUUAGAAGGAAAAGUCGCGAUAAUUACGGGUGGUGCUAGCGGUAUUGGAGAGACCACGGUGAGGUUGUUUGCUAAACACGGUGCCAAAAUUUUGAUAGCCGACGUGCAAGACGCCUUAGGGAUUUCUCUUUGUAAUGAUUUGGUAUCUGAUCAAUCAUUUGAAACCGUAUUUGUUCACUGUGAUGUUACUAAAGAAGCCGAUGUGAAAAACGUGGUCGACAUUGCUAUUACCAAAUUUGGAAAACUCGACAUCAUGUUUAGUAAUGCUGGCAUCCCAGGGAAUCCGGAUUUUUCAAUACUAGACUUUGAUAAAGAGAACUAUACUCGGGUUUUUGAUGUUAAUGUGUUGGGGUCAUUUUUGGUAGCCAAACACGCUGCCAGAGUUAUGAUCCCCGAAAAAAGUGGGGUGAUUUUGUUUACUUCAAGUACGGCGUCAGUGUGUGCUGGCGUGACACCAAAUUCGUAUACAGUGUCAAAACACGCGAUUGUGGGGUUAAUCAAAAACUUGUGUGUUGAAUUAGGACAAUACGGGAUUCGUGUGAAUUGUAUCUCACCAAGCUCUGUUGCAACGCCGAUGUUGACUAGUGUAACGGGAUUGGAUAAGACGGUGUUAGAUGAUGUUAUGUGUGCUUCGUCGGUCUUGAAAGAGGUCAACCCAUCCGCGGAUGAUGUGGCCCAGGCCGCAUUGUAUUUAGCAAGUGGUGAAUCCAAGUUUGUUAAUGGGCUUAAUUUGGUGGUUGAUGGUGGUUAUAGCACCACUAAUCAAGAUUAUCGUAGGCUAUUACAACAAAGGUUUGAAAAUCCUCCACCAUUGUUGUAGAGAGAUUUUCUCUUAACAUUGCAUAUUUGUUCUUAAAUAGUUGCUUCUAUUUGUAAAACCAUGUUUCUUGUGUAACGAAAGAACAUAAACAUAUUGAGAAAACCUCAAUAUUAGCUUUGCUCA